This is a messenger RNA of Mauremys mutica (yellowpond turtle), 700 nucleotides long. RefSeq names its product ribonuclease-like. Gene Ontology annotation, molecular function: nucleic acid binding. Bases 131 to 700 code for a protein of 189 amino acids. The transcript has 3 exons. The record is from RefSeq and is a predicted model, not a curated record. Lineage: Eukaryota; Metazoa; Chordata; Testudines; Geoemydidae.
GCAGAACAGGCUGUCCUGGGUGCCCCAGGUAUGGCCGGUGUUAGCACAGUGAACCACACCACACUGGGAUCUGUCAAGCUGGCUCCAAAGGCGGUGUGGUCCGACAGUCUGGUGCAGAGCUGCUUGUGGCAUGGAGGCUGGUAUGGCUGCAGCUGGGCUCUAUAUAACCUGCUCCAAGACAGGAAAAAGGAUCAGGGUGAGGUUCAGCUCCACAGAGGCUGGGAUCCAUCGCUCCAGCGACAGCAAAGAAAGGACUUUGGUCGAUCCAAGGACAGACACAGCCAUGGCUCCAAGGGGACCCUGCCCUGCACUUUUGUUGCCGCUCGUCCUGCUGGCCACCUGCCUGGUGCUGGCCAGUGGGCAGCCAUGGGUCGAGCUGAACAAAUUAUUCCAAAAGCAUCACGUUGACUAUCCACGGACCACAGUCCCCAAUCCCUCCUCCUAUUGCAACACAAUGAUGAAGAGACGGGGAUUAUACUUCACACCAGUGAACACCUUCAUCCACGCGCCCACUCUAUCCAUCAACAGCAUCUGCUUAUUUGGGACACCCCGCCGAGACCGCCUACAUGAGAGCAGAGUUCUCAUCCCUGUCACCACCUGCAGAUAUGACCCGCGGAUCCGUUCCUAUAGGGGGACAUAUGUUUCCAGGAAAAUUGUCAUAGGCUGCUGGAACAGGCUCCCUGUGUACUACAAGGAGUAG